UGAAAAUUCUAUAAAUACCCACUAAACAAACACCCAGCAUAUAUCCCCACCAUCUCAAAGAAUAUAAACACACUACGACUUCCUGAGCUUUUGUUUUGGAAUUUUUCUGGUAAAUAAACAAAUGGCUCCAAGAACCUCUUUUGCAAUCUUCCUUUUCCUUAACCUCAUCUUCUUCUCUUACACUUCUGCUCAAGGCAUUUGUCCUAGAAAUGACUUGCAGCUAAAACCUUGCAUUGAUGGGAUCAUUCAACAGGAUCAGCUAAAAUUUGGAGACCAAGUCCUAAUGCCAUGCUGCUCGCUUGUUCAUGGUGGCUUGUCUGACCUUGAUGCUGUAGCCUGUCUCUGUACCGCUCUCAAGAAAGGCGUUGGUAGCGGUGUCCCUAAUCUUCCCAUACGUAUCACGUUUCUCUUAAAUUUUUGUGGCAAAGAAGCUCCAAAAGAUAUAAAAUGCGUGUAAAAUGAACACUUGAAAAAAAAAAAAAAAAAAGUGAACACUUACGACAUAUCUAAAGACGUGCCUAAAAAUAAACAAAUCAUAUGGUUUACAAAUGCUUAAACUUAUUUGCUUGCCUUUUUUUGUUUAUUUGAAUUGCUGAUUGCUUUUCUGUUUGUAACUUUCUUGGAGUGUUUAAAAUAAUGAACGUAACUUUCUCAUGCAAUAAUGGAUUAUGGGCUUGUGUAUGCAAUCGGCAAGUUCGUACUCCUUUUGCUUCAUUGUUCUUCCUUCUCUUCUUUGUAAGGCUUCUUUUUAAAUUUAAUCAAUAAAAGUAUCGAUCGGUGUUGUUUUCUAAAUCGAGCUUAUAUGUUUAUUCAAAAAAGGGGAAAUGAUAA
Molecule: messenger RNA, 831 nt
Organism: Eruca vesicaria subsp. sativa (arugula)
Lineage: Eukaryota; Viridiplantae; Streptophyta; Magnoliopsida; Brassicales; Brassicaceae
Source: the annotation of a GenBank genome assembly